Messenger RNA from Condylostylus longicornis, 6041 nucleotides. RefSeq names its product laminin subunit beta-1 (gene LanB1). Lineage: Eukaryota; Metazoa; Arthropoda; Insecta; Diptera; Dolichopodidae. The transcript has 15 exons. The record is from RefSeq and is a predicted model, not a curated record. Gene Ontology annotation, cellular component: laminin trimer. The coding region runs from base 320 to 5716 and encodes 1798 amino acids. Gene Ontology annotation, biological process: substrate adhesion-dependent cell spreading; cell migration; basement membrane assembly.
UGGAGCUGUUGAGAGUUACUUUCGGAUAAUCAAAACGGGACUUGAUUUUAAAAGAAUUAUCAAAUUAAUUUUUUUUUUUUGUGCUUCUUUUUAAAUUUUAUAUAAAACAUAAUAUAGUGUAAAUAAGUUUAUAUAUGUAUGUAACUAUAUUAAUAUACAGAUAGAUAAUAUUUAUAUAUAAGCAUAUUUAUACAUGGGUGGUACAUUUCCCUGUGGAAGAAAUUUAUAUGUAAAAUAAUAUAUAUAGUUUGAAUUAUUAAAACAAGAAAGCAAUUAUUUGGUGUGCGGACGUUUUUAUAUAACGUCCAUAAAACACACAAUGUUUAGCUUACGAAUAUCAGUAUAUGGCAUUUCAAUAUGCGUUUUAGUUUUUCUGCUUGCAGUUUUUACAGAAAUUAACUUAACGUAUGCACAGAAUAGACGACGUCCACCUCCACAGCGGCCUCUUGCUAGAACGUAUCCUAGAGUGCAUCCCUGUGAGCAUAGUUCAUGUUAUCCAGCUACUGGAAAUUUAUUAAUUGGUAGGGAAAAUCGCUUGUAUGCCUCAUCAACGUGUGGUCUGCGAGGAGCUGAAAGAUUCUGUAUUGUGUCACAUUUGGAAGAAAAAAAAUGUUUUCUGUGUGAUACACGUGAAGAAACUAAAGAUAAUCCAUUAAGAAAUCAUCGUAUUGGCAAUAUUAUUUACGCAACGAAAGCAGGAACUCUGAACAAUACAUGGUGGCAAUCAGAAAAUGGAAAAGAAAAUGUCACAAUCCAAUUGGAUCUUGAAGCUGAAUUUCACUUUACGCAUGUUAUUAUCGUUUUUGCCACUUUUCGUCCAGCAGCAAUGUUAAUAGAACGUUCAUACGAUUUUGGAAAAACAUGGCAUGUCUAUCGUUAUUUUGCACAUAAUUGUGAAACGUCGUUUCCAGGAGUACCAACAGUUUUAAGAAACAUUACAGAUGUAAUAUGUGAGGAACGUUAUUCCAACGUCGAACCAUCAAGAGACGGUGAAGUAAUUUUCCGAGUAUUACCACCUAAUGUAAAAGUAGAAAAUCCAUAUGCUUUACACGUACAAAAUAUGCUUAAAAUGACAAAUUUCCGUAUUAAUUUCACAAAAUUACAUAAUCUUGGUGAUACUUUAUUAGACGAUCGUCAAGAAAUACAAGAAAAAUAUUAUUAUGCCAUUAGAAAUAUGGUGGUUCGUGGAUCAUGUUCUUGUUAUGGACAUGCAUCUCGGUGUCUACCCCUAGAUGGUAGUACAAGUGAUGUUUAUGAUAUGGUACAUGGUCGAUGUGAAUGUACACAUAACACUACAGGAUUAAAUUGUGAACAAUGCAAAGAUUUUUAUAAUGAUUUACCAUGGAAGCCAGCUUUAGGAAAACAGAAAAAUGCUUGUAAACAAUGUAAUUGUAAUAACCAUGCGACCAGUUGUCAUUUUGAUGAAGCAGUAUAUGAACACUCCGGUCGAGUUAGUGGAGGUGUAUGUGACAACUGCCAACAUAAUACCCAGGGCCAACAUUGUGAAGAAUGUAUUCCAUUCUUUUACAAAGAUCCAAAUGUACCACUAACCAGUGAGCACGUGUGUAAGCAAUGCAACUGCAAUCCAGAUGGUUCAAAAGAUGAAGGAAUUUGUGAUUCGACUAGUGAUCCUGAAAAUGGUAUAGAGGCCGGAGCGUGUCACUGUAAGGAAAACGUGAAAGGACGUCGUUGCGACAUCUGUAAGGAGGGUACUUGGAAUCUUAAUGCUGAUAACAUAUUGGGUUGCCAAAACUGCACAUGCAACACCGAUGGUACUGUCGAUAAUACUGGCUGCAAUAUGUAUACGGGUGAAUGUACUUGCAAACGUUUUGUUACCGGAAGGGAUUGCAACCAAUGUUUAUUGGAAACAUACGGAUUAUCUGCACAAAAUACUGAUGGAUGUAAACCGUGCAACUGCGAUCCAGGUGGCUCUUAUGACAAUUAUUGUGAUGUUAUAUCGGGUCAAUGUCGUUGCAGACCACAUAUGACGGGAUUAACUUGUGAUACACCCAUACAGUUACAUUAUGUUCCAUCACUACAUGUUGUUUAUGAUGCAGAAAUUAAGGAAAUAACUGAAUGUAUUUCUUAUUCGCCUUAUGGUAACUGUACCUUAGUGCCUUACCAAAAGCCUGAUGACAGAGAACCAGAGUGGACAGGACCUGGUUAUCAAAGAUUGCCUGAAAAAAGUGAAUUGGAAAUAACUGCUGAUAACAUCCCAAGAACAAUGACAUACGAUGUAGUCGUUCGAUAUAUGACAACUUCAAGAAACGAUUGGGAAGAUGCUAAAAUUACCAUUGUAAGACCUGACGAAUAUGAUCCAAAUAACGAAUGUGCCAACUCCCACCCAUCAUUAGAACAAGACGUACCAUUUUAUCUUCCUGAAGAUCAAAGAUAUGUUGUAUCACUUAAAGAUAUUUGUUUAGAAAAAGGAAAAGUUUACAAAUUUAGACUUUAUUUUGAACGACAGCGCCGUGGAGAAGAUAAUCCAGCUGCGCAAAUUAUGAUUGAUUCACUCACACUCGUCCCUCGUAUUGAAGUAACGCCCGUAUUUCAUGGUGAUGCUCCAGCAGAAAAUAGGAGAAGAGAAUACGACCAUUACAAUUGCAACCAAACUUACUACGACGUUAACUUUGAAGGUCAUAGCUACGAGCAAUGCAAGGAUUUAUUCAACACCGUUAGUACAUACGUUUACGAUGGUGCAACAUCAUGCGAAUGUCACCCAACGGGAUCAAAAAGUAAGCAUUGUGAACUUUUCGGGGGCCAUUGUCCAUGUAAACCAAAUGUGGUUGGAAGAAAAUGUGAUAUGUGCGCGCCAUCCACGUACGGUUUUGGGCCCGAAGGUUGUACAGCUUGCGAUUGCAAUAGCAUUGGAUCUAAAGAUAAUGCAUGUGAUUUAAUAACUGGUCAAUGCAAAUGUCAUCCCAACACAUAUGGCCGAGAGUGUGACCAAUGUCAACCAGGAUUUUGGAAUUUCCCUAAUUGUCAAAUGUGCCAAUGUAAUGGACAUGCCCAACUGUGUGAUUCUAAAACAGGACAAUGCUUGAAUUGCAUGGACUUCACAACAGGCUAUAACUGUGAGCUUUGUCUCAAAGGUUAUUAUGGGAAUCCACUGCUUGGAAACGAAAUUGGUUGUCGGCCAUGUAGAUGUCCAGAUACUGUUAUGUCUGGUCACUCUCAUGCUGAAAUAUGUGAAUUAGAUCGGAGAAACAAUGAUAUGAUAUGUCACUGCAAGCAAGGAUAUUCUGGGGCACGAUGUGAUGUUUGUGAUGAUAACUAUUUUGGUAAUCCAGAAACACCUGGAGGUUCAUGUGAAGAAUGUAACUGCAACAACAACGUCAAUCCUAGCGACACUGGAAAUUGUGAUGGCAAAACUGGUAAAUGUUUGAAAUGUUUAUAUGAUACUACUGGAGAUAAUUGCGAACAUUGCCGCGAUGGAUAUUAUGGAGAUGCUUUGUUGCAAAACUGUCGAAUUUGUGAAUGUAAUAUUUUGGGAACAAAUGGAACAAUCCAACACUGCGACCGAGUUACUGGUCAAUGCCCUUGUUUAAUGAAUGUUCGUGGAAUUCGUUGCGAUGAAUGUAUUCCCAACCACUGGAAAAUAGCAAGUGGUGAAGGCUGUGAACCUUGUGAUUGUGAUCCUAUAGGUUCAGAAUCCGAACAAUGCCAUCCAUAUGAAGGUCAAUGUCAAUGUAAACCUGGUUUUGGUGGUAGAAAAUGUGAUCAAUGUCAAGCCUUUUAUUGGGGUGAUCCAAAUAUUAAAUGCCAUGAAUGUAACUGCGAUGUAUAUGGCUCUGCAAAUGCACAAUGUAAUCGUGAAACAGGAGAAUGUGUUUGUCAUCCAGGAAUAGGAGGAUAUAAAUGCGACGUCUGUGCACGCGGCUACUUAGGAGAAGCACCGUAUUGUAAACCUUGUGGAGAAUGUUUUGACAAUUGGGAUGACAUCCUAAGAUCAUUGGAAGAUGAAACAAAAACAACAAUAGAAAGGGCUAAACAAAUAAAAACAAUUGGUGCAACAGGCGCUUAUUCUGCUGAUUUUACUUCAAUGGACAAUAAACUGAAAACUGUUCAACAACUUCUCGACAAUACAACUGUCAGUCUAACAGACAUUGAGAAAUUAGAUAACAGAAUAACUACACUUCGAGAUCGAUUACAAAAGUCAAAGGAAGAACUCCAGGAAAGUGAACAAAAUUUAAGCCGUGUUUAUGUUGAAUUGCCACAACAAAUUGAAUUAAAAUUGGAAAAAUUACGUAAUCAAAGAGAAGAAAUCAAAGCAAAAUCGAGUGAGCUCAAAGAAAAUGGUAUUCAAUUACAGGAAACUAAUAUUGAAGGCGCACUUAAUUUAACACAAAAUGCGAUGCGUAGAGUAACAGAAUUAGGCCCAAUACGAGUUCAAGCGCAAGAAGAAAGUGAAAAUGCUGAGCGCCAAUGUAAACGUACAGAGACUUGGGUCAAUCGCAACAAAGAUGAGUUUGAAGCAAUGUUACAAAAAAAUAAUGAUGCCAUUGAUGAAUAUCAAGUUCAGUUGGUUGGACUUAAUGAAGCCAUUCCAGAUUUAAAUAGUAAUGUGUGUGAUAAACGCGGCAACCCUUGUGAUUCUGUUUGUGGUGGAGCAGGUUGUAAUCAGUGUGGUGGAAUAUCGUGUGAAAAUGGUGCCCUAACUCGCGCAGAUAAAGCUUUAAAAAUUGCUAAAGAUGUUGAGCAGAACAUAAUGAAAAAAAAAGAGGAUGCCGAAAUCAUAAUUCGUUCUCUAGCGCAAGCUAAACAAAAUGCAUCCGAAGCUUAUAUAAAAGCCAGUGAAGCUUUUGAAGAAGCUGAACGUUAUUUAAAUCGAACAAAUAAAAUGAUAGCUACUGGAGAUGAAUUAGUCAACGAUUUAAAUAACAUUAUAAAUAAUCAAACAGCAUCACCGGAAUCAAUUGAAGAAUUAGCGGAAAAAACAAUUAAUCUUGAUUUACAACUAGAACCUGAAGAAAUUAGUAAAUUAGGGAAAAAAAUUAAUGAAGCUGUAGCAUCUUUAAAAGAUGUUGAAACAAUAAUCGAAAAUACUCGUCAUGAUUUAUAUAAAGUUGAACGUUUAAAAGAGAAAGCCAAUAAUACAAAGACCAAAGCAGAUGAAAUUUUGAAUACAGCAAAUUCAGUUGUUAAAGCACUUGAAGAUGCAGAUACAGCGCAAGAAAAAGCUCAGGCUGCCAUAAAAAAGGCGAAUAGCGAUAUUCUUUCAGCUAAAGAAGAUUUGGAAAAGAUCGAUAGCGAAACGAAUGCUGCUCAUGAACCUGCUCGAAUAACCGCAGAAAAAGUGGAGAGCCUUGCAGACUUAGUCGAUCGAUUAAGAAAACGUGCCACUGAAAAUGAAAUUCUUGCAUUGGAGAUUAAAAGACAAGCUGAUAAAGUAAAACAAUUAGCGACUGAUGCACAUGAAUCCGCAUCUCAAUUAAAAAACAAAUUUCAAUCAGCAAGCUCUUCUCUAUCGGAAAGAGCUAAUUCCUCAGAAGUGGCCCGAGAACGAGCGCAAAAUUUACUCCAGCGUGCGUCAAAAUUGACUGUUGAUACAAAUGAAAAAAUCAAAGAAUUAGAAGGAAUGAACAGCACAUAUGUAAAUAAGGAGAAACAAUUACAAUUACUCAAAGAGGCAAUUCAGAUUCUCAAUGAACAGAUGAAAGGAUAUUUUGAAACUGUUAGUAGAAGAGCUGAAAAAUAUCGAACAUGUACUGCUUAGUUGUCUUCUUUAGUUUAACUAUUAUAGUUUUGAAUAUAGUAUAUAAAAAUUAUUUUAAUAUUAAAAUAACAUUAAAUUUAAGAAAACGCUCUAAUCUACAUUAUUAAAAUAACAAUAUUUGUUCAUUUUUUAAUUAUAUUAUUAAUGAUGUUGUAAUAUUAUUCCAGUGCCAAAUCUGUUGUAUUUAUACAAUUAAUUAAUUUUUUAUGUGUUUUCCUAUUGAAUAUAAAUAAUUUUUAUUUGCAACAACUUUUAUAUAUAAAAUUAAGGAUUUUUGUAACGAAAGAAUGCAAUAAAUUUCUACUUUCUCUGAUCAACCUGUAUU